AUGGGGGAUAGCAAAGCAGCAUUGCCAACUGAGCAGCCAGCCGCCGCCAACACUACACAGACUCAUGACAAAGGUGGCACAGCGACUUUCGAUGUGGAUGAUCGCCCCUCUACAGAGAGCGAGGGAGAGCAGGACCACCUCCGAGACCAAGCUUGGGGCCGGGAAACCAAGGUCUUCAUCUGGAUCGGAAUGGCCUUGAUGUGGACCAUCUUUGAGCUCGAUAACACUACCGUGUACAACUACCAGAACUAUGCCACCUCCGAGUUCGAGUCCAUAUCCUACCUGGGCACGCUGACCACAGCUGGCACCAUCUUGUCUGCUGUACUCAAGCCACCCAUUGCAAAGCUUUCUGAUGUCAUUGGGAGAGCCGAGACCUAUGCCAUUACCGUGAUCCUAUACAUCCUUAGCUACAUCCUGGCUUCCUCUUCUCAUGCCUUCGAUCAAUACUCGGCCAGCUACAUCAUCUACUGCGUCGGCCAGACUGGCAUGCAGAUCCUCAACCAGAUCAUCGUCGCCGACAUCACCAACUCCCGCACCCGUGGCCUUGCGAACGGCUUGAUCAACCUCCCUUUCAUGAUCAUACCCUGGAUCGCGGCCUUCAUAGUCGACUCGGCACUUGUCACCGUCGGUUGGAGAUGGGGCAUUGGCAUGUUCGCCCUCAUCCUCCCCGCGUGCGCCAGCGCAGUCAUCGUCCCGUUGGCCCUCUUCCAACGACGCAUGGCUCGCCUCGGCGCCCCAGCACGACCCAGCCUCAACGUCCGCUCCUUCUUCUCCCACAUCGACAUCAUCGGCGUCGUCCUCCUCGCCGGCGGCUUCGCCUGUGUCCUCCUCCCCCUUUCCCUGGCCGGCAAUGCCCCUUCCCGCUGGAGCACGCCCUGGAUCCCCACCCUCAUCGCCGUCGGCAUCAUCAUGCUCAGCGCCCUCCUCUACUACGAAGGCAAAGUCGCCGCCCACCCCGUCCUCCCCCUCCGCUUCCUCCGCAACACCACCCUCGUCCUCGCCUGGGUCAUCGGCACCACCGACUCCUUCGCCUUCUCCGCCACCCACACCUACAUGUACGCCUGGGUCGUCGUCGUGCACGACUACAGCCCCCGCAACGCCACCUUCCUCACCUUCACCGCCGGCUGCAUGCAAGUCCUCUCCGGCGCCCUCUGCGGCCUCCUCAUGUACCGCACCCGCCGCUACAAGUGGCUGCUCGUCACCGGCGUCUGCGUCCGCCUCGUCGGCUACGGCGCCAUGCUGCGCCUCCGCGGCAGCGCCAACUCCACCGCCGAGCUUUUCGCCGUCCAGCUCCUGCAGGGCUUUGGGUCUGGCAUCAUCCUCACCAUCGUGCUCGUCGUCGCGCAGAUCGUCGUCGUCCGCGCCGAACUCGCACAGAGCACCGCCCUCAUGCUCCAGUUCAUCUACCUGGGCAACGCCCUGGGCUCCGCCGUCGCCGGCGCCAUCUACACGGGCCUGUUCCGCGACCGCAUCGCGCGCCACGCGCCGAAUCUCGCCUCCGCGCAGGUCGAUGCCGUGUACAACACGAUCGCGGCCUCCGAGGAUGUGUUUUCGCCCGAGGAGGUUGUGGCCGUGAAUAAUGCGUACAGUGAUGUGCUGCGGUACAUGACGCUCGUGGCGCUGGUGGCCAGUGCCAUCCCGGUGAUUUGUGUCUGGUGGGUCAAGGAUUAUCGCUUGAGCGAGAGGCAUAAUUUGGCGGAUGAGGUGAGGAAGGGAGACGAUGCUGUUGUGCGUGAGGGGGAGCGGGGGUGGAAGCGGUGGUGGCGCACGGGGAAGUGGUGA
This is a messenger RNA of Cyphellophora europaea CBS 101466, 1782 nucleotides long. RefSeq lists its product as uncharacterized. Gene Ontology annotation, biological process: transmembrane transport. Lineage: Eukaryota; Fungi; Ascomycota; Eurotiomycetes; Chaetothyriales; Cyphellophoraceae. The record is from RefSeq and is a predicted model, not a curated record. The coding region runs from base 1 to 1782 and encodes 593 amino acids. Gene Ontology annotation, molecular function: transmembrane transporter activity. The transcript is spliced from 4 exons.